AUGGGCUUCCUCUGGAGUUUGUCGAAGUUCUCCAUCAAGGUGGCGCUGGUUGCAGGAGCAGUGAAGCUUUCAAUAGACAACGACAUUUGGUCUCUAAGCACUACAAAUGGUGCUGAUUUGUACAGCAAGCUGAAGCAAUAUAUCCUUCCAGGAACUGUAGUAUUUCCAGAAAAAUUACCGACAGUUGAAGAGGUCCGGAUUGGUGCUGAACGGCGGUGGAACAAUGGUGUUGAUAAGGUGUUCACGGCCGUCGAAAACGCACCUAGCAGUUUGAACACUGUAGCGAAUCGACUGAUCAACAAUAAGUGA
This is a messenger RNA of Cooperia oncophora, 309 nucleotides long. NCBI's taxonomy places the organism in Eukaryota, Metazoa, Nematoda, Chromadorea, Rhabditida, Trichostrongylidae. The record is from the annotation of a GenBank genome assembly.